GAAGUGCGAAAUUACGGCUUUCAAAGCCCAAAAAGCAAUUAUACUUGUUCUCUAAAUAUUAUUACAUCUCUCCCACUAAAGCUACUAAACCCUUCCCCUAGUUCCCUUAAAAACUCUCUGAAACAGAGCAACCAAACAUGGCGUCGAAGGCUCUGGGGGGUUUGGGUUUAUCCAAGCCCAUAACCACCUUGAAUACGAUGAUGCAGAAGAAACCUGCGGUUCUAUACCACUAUCCUUGCCCAGACGGCGCUUUUGCAGCUCUGGCAGCUCACCUAUUCUUCUCUGCUGCUUCUCUUCCUGUGAUGUUCUUCCCCAACACUGUCUACAACCCCAUCACCCUCGAUCAGCUCCCUCUCGCCGAAAUCAGUGAUAUUUACCUUCUAGACUUCGUGGGUCCAUCCGGGUUUGUUCGGGAAAUCUCUUCCAAGGUCAGCAGAGUGGUGGUUUUGGACCACCACAAGACGGCGGUGGAGAGUCUUUGCGGUGAGAGUUCUUCUUCAUUUGGUGAGAAUGUAGAGAGGGUUAUUGAUAUCAGAAGGAGUGGAGCUACUAUUGCUUUUGAUUAUUUCAAGGAAAAGGUUGCUAGUGACAAGGUGGUUAGGGAAUUUGACAGGGUUAGGAGGUUGUUUGAGUAUAUUGAAGAUGGGGAUUUGUGGAGGUGGAACCUUCCUAAUAGUAAAGCUUUCAGUAGUGGUCUGAAGGAUUUGAAUAUUGAAUUCCAUGUGCAUUUGAAUCCAUCCUUGUUCAAGCAGUUGCUUUCUUUGGAUUUGGAGGAGGUAAUUAGUCAGGGAAUGACAAGCUUAUCCAAAAAGCAGGAAUUGAUAGAUGAUGCUCUUAGUCAAUCGUAUGAGAUAGCUCUUGGGGGUGGAGCGUUUGGACAUUGCCUGGCUGUGAAUGCGGAUUCUAUUUUGGAGUUGAGGAGUGAACUUGGACAUCAAUUAGCUACUAAAAGCCGUAAUCUAAAGUUGAGGGCCAUUGGUGCAGUAGUUUACAGCGUUCCAGAGCUUGAAAAUGAUAAGUUGCUAAAGAUAAGCCUUAGAAGUGUGGACAGUGAAGACACAACACCCAUCUCGGAGGAGUUUGGAGGUGGUGGGCAUCGACAUGCGAGCUCUUUCAUGCUAAGCUCAGCGGAAUUUGAGCAAUGGAAGGUUUGCUUGAAUGCUUGAAAAAAAUAUCCAAAGUUGUUGGGUAUGUUCUGUUUCUAGCAUUUUUAUAUGCUAAGUCAAGGAGCCAUAGAUUUCUAGACAAAUUGUAAAAGCUAACAUGGUGGUUAGUUUUAGUUGUUCUUUUCUUAGCCAAAAAAUAAUCAAUGUCCAGUGUCCUUAAUCACAGGGGCUGUCAAGGACAGAAAAGGAGAGGGGGAGAGGGAGCGUUCCCUUUAUUUAUUUAUUUAUUUAUAAUUGUUUUUGGCUGUUUUCUUUUGUCUUUUUCCUUUCUCAUUUUGUAUUUUGUUUUAUUUUGUUAUAGGAUAUUUUUGUUAUUUUAUUUUCCAAAUAAUAGAUAGAAGAUUCAGUUUCCUUCCA
Messenger RNA from Ziziphus jujuba (common jujube), 1523 nucleotides. RefSeq lists its product as uncharacterized. The coding region runs from base 138 to 1166 and encodes 342 amino acids. The transcript is spliced from 5 exons. The record is from RefSeq and is a predicted model, not a curated record. Lineage: Eukaryota; Viridiplantae; Streptophyta; Magnoliopsida; Rosales; Rhamnaceae.